GCGGGUCCCCGCCGUGUUCUUCGCCUUCGGUGUCUCAUGUCGUGGAACCGCCACUAGUACCCAAGUACUCUACGGGCAUGCUCAAAGCGCUUGGCUCGGAGCUCAGACAGACGACGGGCCGGCGUUAAACUUCAGCUGAACACAAAGAAUCCUCAGCUUUCCGAGGGCUUGAACUGAACCCGAGGCCCCUAGUUCCUCUUCUGGUGCUUGCCUGGGCGUACAAAAUUCGGCAACCCCAAUCUCAGCGGUAGUCUCGGUGGCUUUCUCUGUGCACCUCGCCUCAGUCACACACAUAACAGCAUUUUCGCUGUAGCUAAGCUGUGGUCGCCACCGGAGGCUAUCCCAUGGGCAGCGCGAAUCAAGACACUGACAGUGGAACGAGGCUCGUCAAGUGCGUGUAAUUGUAUGCAACCUUUCAGGUUGGGAAUUGGCUGUCGCAGUGUUUCGAACUCUCGGGCUUCUCAACUUCAGGUCCAUGAGUGCUCCUGCGGCGACCAUGGCCCAGGGUGACUAAAAGCGAAACACAAGUCAUUGAAUUCAUCUUCGGAUCCUCGACUCGAUAUCUCCGCGGACCCGAACAGGUGCAUCAACUUUUGCUUGAUCUUAUUGAACAAAAUACGGCAUCCUUUCGAGACUCGACGGCCUUUUGCCCUGCAAGCCCAUCGCAUGGCUUCCCCUACUGCGGCCGCAGCACUAGAGCAAUCGACGCAUAAGCUGUUACCAGGGCAAUCGCCUCCUCUUGCAAAUUUAACAGACACGGACAAAUGCGCUAUUGUUGUCAUUGCUGCGGCAUUAUGCCUAGCAUUCAGCGUGUUUUCGAUGGCCAUAAGGGCUUUCGUGCGGCAGUACUUUCACCGGCCUGCAAGUGACUUGGGAUGGGAUGACAUGGCCUCUAUCACUUCAAUGGCUACCAUGAUAGUCCAAUCUGCAUUUGUCUUUGUCCAGGUCAGAAACGGACUCGGAAACACUAUACAUGGUCUUUCAGCGCAAGAUGUCGUCUCGUGGCAGCAGAGUGCGUUUAUCUGCGACCUUCUAUACAUUUUCAUUCUAUGGUUGACCAAGUGCUCGGUGGUCUUUCUCUUCAUCCGCUUGACUCCUGACUCGAGGCACGUCAAUGCUUCUUACGUUGUGCUGGGUUUAUCUACUAUUCUGAUGUUCAUUUCGGAAUUACUGGUAGCUAUUCGUUGCGAUGAGCCACAGCCAUGGAUAGUUAUUGGAGUCGAGUGCAGAGACUUGAUUAUCCGAUGGCAAGCAAUCACUGCAUUCGACGUGGUUGUUGAGCUCCUUCUAUUCGGGAUCUCAUUGUAUAUGCUUCACGGCCUGAAUUUUAGAACCACGAAGAAACUGAUCGUGCUGUCUGCCUUUGCACUUCGCUUACCAGUCAUAAUUCCAGCCAUCUUCCGCCUCCACUGGUUGGAAGUCCAAUACAAGAGUCUUGAUCCUACUCUAGACGGUGUACUGGCCUCAGUCUUCACCCAAAUACAACUUUCUUUCGCCAUAUUUGCGACUACAUCGCCCAUCCUGAGGACUUUCAUGACGGCCUUGAACACUCAUUACGGAGGGCCUAACAAUAUGCGAACAGCGAUAUCUAGUCACUCAAGACCCCCAGGAAAAUCGCCGGGGCAGUCUAUUUCUUUAAACUCCCCUGUGAGUUCAACGAGCCCAACACAGCCUGAGGGAGGCUCGGUAAGCAAGUGGGCUGUGCCGCAGACAAGAUGGGACAACAUUGAGUACAGUUUCAAAGUAACCGCUUCUGAAAAGGAGAGCAAAAUUCCACCGAGAAAUGGUAAUGGGCAGAGAAGCAUUUCCAAAGCCACGUCGUGGGCGGUAGAUCGUACAUUGUCUGCUGCCACAUUAGGAGGCAGAGCGGUAUAACAUCGAGUCCCGGCAAUACAACACUCAGCA
This is a messenger RNA of Diaporthe batatas, 1905 nucleotides long. RefSeq lists its product as uncharacterized. The transcript is spliced from 5 exons. The record is from RefSeq and is a predicted model, not a curated record. Bases 667 to 1875 code for a protein of 402 amino acids. Lineage: Eukaryota; Fungi; Ascomycota; Sordariomycetes; Diaporthales; Diaporthaceae.